AUGGCUAGUCAGCUCUCACCUAGAAAAGGAGAGCAAGCCAAAGACGAACUCGAUCGCACAAUCCGCUCCCUGAGCACCGAUUUUCAACUUCAACUGCACAUCCCAGACCUAACGCUGUCGCCCAGUAAGCGCCGGCAACAGCAUCGCAAUGGAGAUCAAGAGCGAAGCGAACACAUCUACCUAUGCGCAUAUCGCCUCAAAUUCCAGGACCCCAACCGUCUCGCGAUAUGUCUGACUCGCUUCCGCGAGCAGGCCGACGAGCAUCUCAAGAAUUGGAUCCGGAAGCCCCGCGCUGACCCUGAUACGACCUCAAGCAAAUCCUUUGGCCCACACCGUCAAGGUACCCGCUUGACCUCUGAGGAGCGGGCCGAACUGCAGGACUUUUUGCUACAGUUGCUCAAAGACGACAAUAUCGCGAAUCGUCAGCGUUCCAAGUAUUCGAAGCGCAAGUCUGAUGAAUUCCCGGAUUCUAGCUCCAAGAGAUCUAGAAACUCUUUCGAGGGUUCUCCUGCGUGCGACAGCAUUGACAAUAUCCCAGUUCGCUCUAGAGCUGUGGUCUCCAGUAGCCGUCUAUCAACGGAACGGCCCGCUAGAGGCGCAGGUACAUCGUCCUUCACCAAUGGCAUCAGCCAUUCGGCCACCACGUCAUUUGCGAGCACUCAACCAUCGUCGUUCGGUAUAAGGUCAUUUAAUUCCAGUAAAGUUUCACUGGCUCCGACUGUUUUCACAAAUGACUAUGCGCCGAGCACUCAAGCAACUAUUGUGACGAAUACCUCUUUCAAAAGGUCUCAGCAUCCAAUUCAGGCCACUCAACCGUCCUUCGGUAGUAAUGCAACACCAUCGAGAGACAUUCAGGUUCCCUUCUCUCAAAGCAUUCAACAAUUUGCGUACAAGCCGCCAAGUGAGAAAAAUCGCAAUGACAUUGAUCCACCGAAACCGCCUUCGUUCCGAAGGUAUGGGGACAGAACGCCCCCAGAGCCUGUCAUUGAUCUCACUGAUGAUGAUGAGCCCGAGGAAGAGCCAAGGCUUCCAGUUCUGUCAAUGCCUCAACCGAUCCGAAGCCAGGUUGACCUCAAGAGAGCAGGCAUAAUUAGAUCCAGCAGUCCCGCGACAGCCUACUCCAGCCUACCAGAAAUGAAUGAGUUUGAUACAAUGCUUCUCGAUGCUCCAAUGUUUAAUCAGGAACCGCCUGAAUGUCCGCUGACAGACCGUCUUCGAAACAUUUGGCCAAAGUUUCCCAUCCCUGGAUUGAAUCAGGCACCUCUCAUUAUCCUGUGGGAGCUUACCCGUGCUGCACUUCAUUGUCGCGUGGACUUGUCUACCUGGGACCUAGAAUAUCAGCCCAACGAUAACUGGCAUGAUCAGACCAAGUUCCGAGGCCAGCUCUUCAGACAUCGACUCUUCGUGGGACAGGGCUUGCCUCCAGCUUGUGACCGUGCCGUCUGGGAUGCUGCGUUCGGAUCAUUCGCCUCGCAUGACAAAGCCGUUGUUCUUGCUGCAGAAUUCGUCUGUAAUACAGAAGAUACUGGGCAACUAUAUCGGCUAAAACUUCAGCCUCCGCGUCUUGAACUCGGGCAUCGACUGGCUCGGCGCUUUGGUGCAGAUCGUUUCCUGGAAGUCAUUAUGCCAUCACCUACUUCUAGAGAUGCUCCCGAUGUGAUCAAGAAUGACCCGCAAGGUGCGAAUAAGGUCAUCAAAUGGUUGACUGAAAGCUUCCAUUACUUUGUAGGUCGAUCGUGGGCAGCUUUUUAUACUCGCGAGGCCAGGAAAUCCAUCAAGGAUCCGCGCCCUCCUCACAAGUCACUGACGAUCAUGCAAGAGCGCGUGUACUUCUUCGCAACUGACGGUAUCAACUUUCGUGUUCCCAUGAGUCAGUUUCCUUCCUUGGAAGAAGCGACGUCUUUAGGGCACCGCACCAAGAUGAGGCGCUGUGAUCUCUUGAACUGGGCUAUAAACAUUGAGCAGAACUCGUCGCAACCGGUGCCCAAGCUCUUUUCACGACUUGCUCUCAGCCUCAGUAAGACCGUUCCCACCAUCGUCAUUGAACCUCACCAAUUUCGACAUCGCGACACUAUGCUAGGCUUCCACAAGUACAUGACCAAGAAAGAGAAGAAAGAGCAAAAGGAUAUGGGUGACGGUAUCGGUCGAAUGUCUCGAAACCUUGCGCGAAGGAUAGCGACGCACAUGGGACUCUUGGAAACGCCGUGCGCGUUCCAGGCUCGUAUUGGCAGUGCGAAAGGGAUGUGGAUUGUCGACGUCGAAGAUGAUGGAUUAGACAAUGACGAUUGGAUCGAGACUUAUCCCUCACAGCGAAAAUGGAACUGCGACUUCGAAGACGUUCAUCAUCGGACAUUUGAAGUACGCGAGUGGUCCAGAGAGCUAAGGUCCGCAGCUCUCAAUACACAGUUCAUCCCGGUUCUUGAGGCACAGGCGCCUGUACCCCAGGACAUGCGCAAUGUCAUCGCCCGUCACCUAGCGAAUGGCCUUCAAGAGGAGAUCGGGGGUCAACUCGCUGCCAUGACCCAUCCAACCAAUCUUCGUGGUUUUACCCAUCGCGGCUUUGACCGGGCGACAUUAGGUAACGUGCCCUUCCUGGGCGCCCUACCGGAACGAGAAGAAGACAUUAUCUCAUACAUGCUCGACGCUGGCUUCGACGCUACCAAGUGUCGGUUUCUGCGAGAUAUGGUAUGGAAUAACCAGAAGCGACAGGCCGAACAGCUCAAGGCGAAGAUGAAUAUAAAAAUUCCUCGGUCGACCUACGCGUUCAUGACCGUCGACUUCACCGGUACACUAGAAGAGGGCGAGGUACAGCUUGCGUUUUCCUCGAAAUUCCAAGCAGACGGAGAAUCAGAUACAUUACUCGAUGGCAUUGAUAUCCUAGUAGCUCGAGCUCCCGCUCACUUUGUCAGCGACAUACAGAAAGUCAAAGCUGUAUUCCGGCCGAACCUGAAAAGACUCAAAGAUAUUAUUGUCUUCUCGUCAAAGGGCAAGUCUCCGCUGGCUGAUAUGCUCUCUGGUGGCGACUACGACGGCGAUUUGGCUUGGAUCUGCUGGGACCCCGAUGUUGUCAACAACUUCAAUAACGCGCCAAAGCCAGUCGAACCGGAUCUUGUCGGACAGGGAUACCUCCGAAAGUGCAACCCGAGCUUCGAGUCCAUCCUAGAAGCAGCCACUGAUGUCGAUAGUGCAUGCGCGAACUUUCUUUGUACGGCGAUCUCAUUUAAUAUGCAACCUGGGUAUUUAGGCAUCGCAACCAAGUUCAAAGAAAGGCUGUGUUAUCUGGAAAGAGGCGUCAACAGCGAACGGGCUGUUGCUUUGAGCACACUGGUUUCUCUCCUUGUCGACCAAGCCAAACAGGGAUUGUUAUUCACUCGCGAAGACUACGACCGGCUGAAGCGCGAUAUGCAAAUGAAAGGCAAAGACCCAGAAUAUGAGAAUGAGAGGAGCUCUAGACGCAACUACGUCAACAGGGAUGGCUCCAUACAUAUUUUGGACGAGCUCAAGUUUAUAGUAGCUGAGGACACAAUCGUAGACGCAUUAAAGAAGUUCUCGGAUGCUCUUUUUGGAAAAGAUGUCCCCGUGCAAGCAUGGGACAAGGAUCUAGCUCGUCUCUGGGACGAUUUUGAAAGCCAGAAGAACGAAUCGAGGAUCAUCGGCAGACUCAUGACUGACCUCCGCGCUCAGGUUUCCGAUAUCUCUGAUGAGUGGAAGAAGACAAUGGCUGGUGGUAAGAGUGAUUCCUCCAACAGCGACUUUGGCGUCAAAGUCAGAGAACUGCAUCAGAAGUGGUCUUCAUAUCAACCACCACCCGAACUCCUAACCUCUAGACAAGUCAAGCCCCUCCUCGACCAAUGGAACGGCGACCCAUCUCUAAGCAAAUGGGAGCUCCUCAAAGCAUCAACCAUGUUCAAACUCGGCUACGAAAAGUCAUAUAGCAUGCUCUGGCGUCUCUCGGGCAAACAACUCGCAUGGAUGAAGGCUACAAUGUCGCGCAGCACAUCAGACGCAAGCGCGAUCGCGGUGACGGCGGAGAUGUGGAGCAUUCUCAGACCUGAUAACAAGCGGAUCGCUGCGCUUAAUGCGAGGAGGCAGAUUGGGCAUGAUAAUGAGAGUCUUGCGGCGCUGGAGGAGGUCACGGAGUAUGAUGAGACGGGGACGCAGAUUGACGAUGCCUAG
Molecule: messenger RNA, 4176 nt
Organism: Fusarium musae
Lineage: Eukaryota; Fungi; Ascomycota; Sordariomycetes; Hypocreales; Nectriaceae
Exons: 2
Coding region: 1-4176 (1391 amino acids)
Biological process (GO): siRNA processing
Cellular component (GO): nuclear RNA-directed RNA polymerase complex
Molecular function (GO): RNA-directed RNA polymerase activity
Source: RefSeq, a predicted model, not a curated record